Molecule: messenger RNA, 672 nt
Organism: Colletotrichum destructivum
Lineage: Eukaryota; Fungi; Ascomycota; Sordariomycetes; Glomerellales; Glomerellaceae
Exons: 1
Coding region: 1-672 (223 amino acids)
Source: RefSeq, a predicted model, not a curated record
AUGGACGAGUUCCAAGAAUCAGAUCUUCAUCUAUUCGAGCCCUUCGUAGGCCACCGGGAGCGUGAUCGUCGACGGCUAUGCGGCCUUCUCAGCUGCGAGACUCUGGCCGCCCUCGGCUCGGUCGCUGUGCUCGCCGCCAUCUUCUACCUGCUCCGAUCUUGGACCCUGACGGAUGGACCACUGUUCGAGAGGAAACGUGAACCUCUCGCCGUGGGACCGGAGUGCGGCCCGUCAUGGACGCAGGCUGAGGCCGUUGGAUGCAUCUACGACCUGCUGAUGAGUGCCUGGGUGCCCCCGCGGUGCCACGACGCGGAGGUUUACCGCCAAUACGUGGCCGAGGUCAACAGUACUUUCUAUCUGGAUCGGCAGCAGGAGAGCGUUGUCGCGUGGGACGACGUCCUGAACGGUCGUCAUCCAGACUCAGGGAUCUGGACUGAUGGCGGGUUCCACCACCUGCACUGCACUUACAUCUGGGACCUCCAGCGCCGCGCCUAUGCGCAUGCCACGGCCACCGGGGAGCCGAUGGUUCUUGAUUCGCACUGCCGGAACGAUACGCACACGUCCCACUGCGUCUGGUGGAAUGGACGGCCGAGGGCGUGGGAGAUUGAUAGUCCCAACGUCACCCGCGUCUAUCCCCCGAGAGAACCGAUCCGAUGUCUGGUUGGGCCCUAG